Molecule: messenger RNA, 1782 nt
Organism: Aspergillus heteromorphus CBS 117.55
Lineage: Eukaryota; Fungi; Ascomycota; Eurotiomycetes; Eurotiales; Aspergillaceae
Product: WD40 repeat domain-containing protein
Exons: 7
Coding region: 1-1782 (593 amino acids)
Biological process (GO): carbon catabolite repression of transcription
Cellular component (GO): nucleus; cell tip; cell division site
Molecular function (GO): protein binding
Source: RefSeq, a predicted model, not a curated record
AUGUUCGUCCUUCCCCCGCCCCCGCCUCGCUACACCGUCCCUGUCGCCUAUGCGGCGGGCGCGUCGAAUGGUAUGGCGGUACCGGUAGUUGAGACCAACAAUGUGAUCAGCCAUCCGGAGGGUGGCUGUUCCUUACAGGCCGGUGAAGGCACCUACCACCUCCGAGAUGACCUGCAUCUGGCGACCCCUCCUCCUCAUCCCUCCGAAGCCCCUGUCGUGAAUCCAAACCCCCUUGCGACCGGCCCUACUCCCCCGACAUCCGGUGUCAAGCUCUCCCUAGUGAGCAUCGGCAAUCGGAGCAAGACACCCACAUUCCCUCUGAGUGGAGCAGCAGCAGCACCUCCAUUUGGAGAUGGCAACCCAGCUCUAGCUCCUCCCGUGCUGAAGGAUGGGUUGAAGAGAAGGAAGCCGAAAAAUAACAUUGUGAAGAGCAGCUCAUCGUUUGUUUCACGGGUCAUCACACACGAGGCCGCUACAAAACGGAUGAACGAUCGGAACCCCGAUGGGCUCUUUGCAUUUGCCAACAUUAAUCGUGCAUACCAAUGGCUGGACCUGGGCUCCAAGCAGAAGGAAGAAUCCCUCACCAAGAUCCUAUUCACCAAAGCGCAUGUCAUAAGCCAUGAUAUCAACGAGCUGACUAAGAGCGCCUCACACAUUGAUAUCGUGAUGGGUUCGUCGGCGGGAGACAUCAUCUGGUACGAGCCCAUAUCUCAAAAAUACGCCCGGAUCAACAAGAAUGGGGUUGUAAACAACUCGCCUGUCACCCAUAUUAAAUGGCUCCCGGGCUCAGAACACCUCUUCAUGGCAGCCCAUGCCAAUGGACAGUUGGUGGUCUAUGACAAGGAGAAGGAGGAUGCUCUCUUCGCACCGGAGCUCAGCCCUUCAGUUGAUACAGUGAAGGCCUGUAGCCGGCAACCCCUGCAGGUCCUGAAGUCCGUCAAUUCGAGAAACCAGAAGACCAACCCCGUCGCAUUGUGGAAAGUCGCGAACCAAAAGAUCUGCCAGUUUGCCUUCUCUCCAGACCGUAGACAUCUGGCUAUUGUCCUCGAGGACGGAUCGCUGCGGGUAAUGGACUAUCUCAAGGAAGAGGUUUUGGACAUCUUUCGCAGCUACUACGGUGGGCUAAUAUCUGUCUGUUGGUCGCCGGAUGGCAAGUACAUAGCGACUGGGGGCCAGGACGAUCUGGUCACCAUAUGGUCCUUAUCAGAGCGGAAAAUUAUCGCACGCUGUCAAGGCCAUAACUCGUGGGUCUCUGCAGUAGCCUUUGACCCCUGGCGUUGCGACGAAAGGACAUACAGAUUCGGUAGCGUGGGUGACGACUGUCGGCUGUUACUGUGGGAUUUCAGCGUGGGCAUGCUGCACCGUCCGAGAAUGCACCACCAGUCUAGCGCCCGUCAGCGCACGAGCAUGAUUGUUUCGAAUCCCCAGAGUUCCAAUCGUCAUCGAGCUGACAGCGCUGGAAACCGAAUGAGGUCCGAUUCCCAAGCAACCGCAGAAACCUACGCUAGUUACGAUCCGACUGUCCGCCAUCCCGUCGAGCCCCGAUCGCGAACAGCCCUAUUACCCCCAAUCAUGUCCAAAAUUGUGGGCGACGAUCCCAUCUGCUGGCUCGGCUUCCAAGAAGACUCCAUCAUGACUUCUUCCCUUGAAGGCCACAUCCGUACCUGGGACCGUCCCCGCGAAGGCAUCAACGACAACUAUGCCGAUCAUACUUCCUCGCCGGCGAUUAGCGCUAGUGCUGCUGGGUCCGCCCUGGCUGACUCCACAAUGGGGUCCCUGUGA